Molecule: messenger RNA, 698 nt
Organism: Meloidogyne enterolobii
Lineage: Eukaryota; Metazoa; Nematoda; Chromadorea; Rhabditida; Meloidogynidae
Source: the annotation of a GenBank genome assembly
CCAUGCCAGUUGUUAAUGUUUAUACUUCAGUGACAUCAGAGAAUGUUUCGCAUUCUGAGCUUCUUGUUUGGGUUAAUAAUUGUCUGCAGACCAAUCUUGGGAAAAUAGAAGAUAUGGCGUCGGGUGCUGCUUACUGCCAACUUACUGACAUUCUUUUUCCAAAACAUGUUCCACUUACAAAUAUCAACUGGAAUAGUCGAAAAGAAGUUGACUGGAUUACUAAUUGGGAAAUUUUGGAGACUUCUUGGAAGGAUAUUGGAAUUGAUAAAAAAAUUCCAAUCGAAGGUUUAAUGAGUGCAAAGUUUGAGGACAAUUUUGAAUUUCUCCAAUGGUUUAAGAAAUUUUUUGAUGCUAAUUAUGAUGGACAUAAAUAUGACCCGAUUGCAGCUCGGAAUAAUCAGCCUCUUGGAAGUAUUUCUGAUGAUGAAAUUGUUUCUGAAAAUGAGAAGAAGACACCAGAAAUGAUUGCUGUAAAGUCUGCUAGUACUCCGGCAAUUACUAAACUUAAACAAAUGCGCAAACAAUUUCAUGUUUCCUCUCCAUCUGACCAAUUAAUGUCUCCAUGCACUCGAACUUUGGAGAAGAGCCGUUUUGAAGUUGGACCUAAAUUCAAGUUGGACAAGAAUGACUGAUGUUAAGUAAAUCAAAAAAUGAAAGACAGACAACAUUGUGUAAAAUUUACAUUUUUUAAAAAUAAU